Messenger RNA from Zonotrichia albicollis (white-throated sparrow), 2690 nucleotides. The record is from RefSeq and is a predicted model, not a curated record. Lineage: Eukaryota; Metazoa; Chordata; Aves; Passeriformes; Passerellidae.
AAAGCGAAGGGAGACGACCCAUCCUUGUUGAUCAGCAUCGACUUCGAUUUAUUGAUUCAAACAUUCACUUUUUAUAACAGUGUUAAUCAAGCUCAUACACAUUGCAAAAUCUGAGCUCAUCAUAGGCUACAGAGCAAACUCUAACCCCUCCUUUUGUUUUCAAUACUUGUGGUUUGUGUUCUCACCGUGAUAUGAGUGGUUCUCAAAACUCACAUUUACUUUCCCAAAACAGACAAAGAUAGAAUGUUCACCUGUUAUGAGAAAACUAUCUGAGAACCCUGAGAACCUAGUUGUUUACAGAAACAGGCUGUGAGAAUUGCUGCUUUCAGCUGUAUAUUCUCAUGGCCUCUUUCUUUAAGCCAUGUUUGAACCAAGCUCUCCACAGUUGGGCAUCCCAGCGUUGAUGGGCCUGGGGAAGCUGGGUUAUCUGGGAGCAGGGUUAUCUGGCAGCAUGAUGAGCCCUGCUUCCUACCACUAGGACUCAAGUAUUGGUGACACCAAGUGGUUUAAGGGCAGGACUCCUUGCUGCAGGAGUCCUGAUUGCUCACAGUCCUAUGAAGUCCCACCUGGGCAAGGUCAGGGAGGAAAAAUACAUGGAGGACAGCUCAGCCUGAGUCCAUGUUGUGCUGGAGGCUGGGGCUGUGCCAGAGAGCAGCAGCUGUACCCGUGCUGGGCAGCCACUCUGUGGGGUUGGAUGGCUCCUUGUCCUUCUGCCUUUCCUGCUGCAGUCAUCCCCAGGGGACACGUGGUCCCUUUGCACACAUGCUGAGUGCAGUGCUCACUGCUCCCUACAUGGAACUGCUCACACUCACCCGUUUACAGGAGAGCCUACACUGGCAGCUGGAUCAGGUGAUCCCUGACCAAAGCCCUGGGACUGCUUGCAAUGCCUGGUCCCUCCCUGGCCUUGCAGCCCAGCCCUGUACGAGGCAGAGGGGUGGCUGCCAGGGCUGGCAAGCAGAAGGGAAAGCCACGGCCGCGGUGGCCAAAGCUCACCUGGAGGGGCGCUGAGCUCCUUGCAGCCAUCUCCUGGAGGGGCAAGAACACCCUGAGCUCAUCUGGUGCCACCCCCCAUGUCGCCUGCCCAGCGGGGUCGCGGCUCCCUCACGUGCCCCGUCAAACAUUAACAGGCGCGGCAGCGGCAGAGGCAGCGGCAGCCACCAUGGCCCUCAGCACCCGCCUCACCGCCUGCCUCCGGCCCGCCCUGGCCGCUCUGCGCCGGGCAGCCCCCAGGCACUGCCGGGGGCUCAGCACCCCGCAGGCAUCAGAGCCCUCAUUCAAUCUCGGCGGCAUCUUCCCGCCGCUCGCCACCCCUUUCUCGCCCACACAGGAGGUGGACUAUGCCCAGCUGGAGGGGAACCUGCGACGCUACGCCCGCAUCCCCUUCCGAGGGCUGGUGGUGCUGGGCUCCAACGGGGAGUAUCCCUACCUGGCGUCCCGUGAGAAGGUGGAGGUGGUGAGCUGCGUGCGCCGGGCUCUGCCCAGGGACCGCUUGCUGCUGGCUGGCUCAGGCUGUGAAUCCACCCAGGCCACCAUCGAGCUGACAGUCAGCAUGGCAGAGGCAGGGGCUGAUGUGGCGCUGGUUGUGACACCCUGCUAUUAUCGGGGGGCCAUGACCACUGCUGCCCUCAUCCAUCACUACACAGAGGUUGGCGACGCAUCCCCCAUCCCUGUGGUGCUGUACAGUGUCCCUGCCAACACUGGCCUGGACCUGCCCAUGGAGGCUGUCACCACCCUGGCUCAGCACCCCAACAUCAUUGGGAUCAAGGACAGCGGUGGGGACAUCACCCGCAUGGGGCUGAUGAUCCACAAGACAAGGCAGGAGGAUUUCCAGGUGCUGGCAGGAUCAGCUGGCUUCCUGCUGGCGAGCUACGCUGUGGGUGCCUCUGGGGGUGUGUGUGCCCUCGCCAAUGUUCUGGGUGACCCACUGUGUCAGCUGGACCACCUGUGCCGCACGGGGCAGUGGCAGGAGGCCCAGGACCUGCAGCACCGCCUCAUUGAGCCCAACACAGCGGUGAGCAGGCAGAACCCCAUGGCUGCUGAGGGGAGGGGUGCCAGGCCAGGACACAGGCAAAGAAUGGAAGUCCCUUGGGCUGCAGGGGGUGGAGGGGUGGUUCAGGGGGACAGAACGGCACAGCACCUUGGCCAGCGAGCCAAGACAGGCUAGAGGUGAGAAGGUGGAAAGUGCCAGCCCUGUCAUGUUGAGGAACAGCUUGUCCACUGGCACCAGGCAGUGGUGCGUGACCCUCUGUGAGAGCCUUGCUGGCUAUUUAUAGGCAGCAGUGUGUGUGGGGGAAAAGCUGUUCUUUCCGGGGCCCCUCAUCCCACUAUAGAGUGGCCUGUCCCUGCUGCAGAGCCCAACGUGCCACAGAGCUCCUGUGUGGAGUCCUGUGUGCGUGUGCUCUGCCCCCCACCCCACAGUGGGCACUUCAUGGGGUGCUGCAGCCACCUCACACCCUGCCAGCCUUGCAGCCCCACAUGGGGAGGACAAGAGUGAUGGCAAGCAAAGCCAUGGGAGCAGGGGCUGCACAGCAGAGCCCAGAGAGCAUGCUGCCCCAUGGGGGCCAGGAAGCCUCCAUGCCCUCCCUCCGUCCCACAGGUCACCCGCCGGUUUGGCAUCCCAGGGCUGAAGAAGGCCAUGGAGUGGUUUGGCUACUAUGGAGGCCCCUGCCGUGCACCCCUGGCCCCUCUGA